GUCUGUGUCUGUCUGUGUGUGUGCCUGCAUGAUGGGCCGUCCCACCACUCACAGUCGUCCUCCCAAAGCUAGAUUCCCAUUAUACAUUUCAAAUGCACAAGCACAUGCACAUGCACGUCCGUCAACGAACCGUGGAUCGCUCCGUCACGGAUGGAUCUCUUUCAAGGUUUAUCAUUAGUGGAGAUGUGUUGUGCACGUGUUCGGGGACAUGUGCCCGCGGUGUGACUUGGGUUUUCGUCUCUCCUUCCAGAUUCAUCCUCCUCCUCCUCCUCCUCCUCCUCCUCCUCCUCCUCCACCGUGGGACCAACAUCCUUCCGACCGCAGCUAAGGAUCUCCACAGUUUAGCCUAAGAGGGUAUACCGACUGCCAGUAUGGAGUGUGGUC
Molecule: messenger RNA, 384 nt
Organism: Dissoconium aciculare CBS 342.82
Lineage: Eukaryota; Fungi; Ascomycota; Dothideomycetes; Mycosphaerellales; Dissoconiaceae
Exons: 1
Coding region: 93-350 (85 amino acids)
Source: RefSeq, a predicted model, not a curated record